CUGACAGAGGACUGGACCAAUCAUGCUGCUGCUCCUGGUGCUCGCCGUGAGCUGCGCUCAGAUCAUUUUUGCUGUCGGAGUGUUAUGUAUGCCCGCUCCGCUGCAGGGAACCCACGUAGACCACGGCUGGGGGCAGGUGGUCCGGCUCAGACACCUGUAUGCCGCCAGACACGGAUUACACCUGGUGAUCGGCGUGGACGGGCAGAUCCACGGAUCUGAGGAUCAGACGGCCUACAGUCUACUGGAGAUCCGGCCGGUGGAUACGGGACGUGUGGUCAUCAGAGGAGUCGCCACUGAUCGGUUCCUGUGCAUGGAGGGAGACGGGAGACUCUACUCAUCGAUCGCCUACAGCAGAGAAAACUGCACCUUCAGGGAGCAGAUCCUACCAGACGGGUACAACGUCUACGUCUCUGAGGGGCACGGAGUCCUGCUCAGUCUGGGAAACCACCGGCAGCGACUGCAGGGUCGGGACCGAGGCGUCCCUGCUCUGGCCCAGUUCCUCCCCAGGAUCAGUACCCUGGAGCAGGCCCCCCCCCCCGGACCGGGCAUCCCCGAGGAGCCCGGGCAGAGUUUUUAUCUACAAGAGGAACCCAUGGACUCCAUGGACCCGUUCAGGAAGCUGUCUCAGAUCAUCCACAGUCCCAGCUUCCACAAAAGAUGAGACGGACGCUGCCACACUCCUGGAGACAGAUGUGACCUGGGGUGAAACCGCACACUCCGCUGCAGGUUGUAGAGCCGAGGAGGCUGAAGAACGGAUGCAGUGACAUCCUUCAGAGCCGGGGUCCUCCUGAGGCGUGCUACAGAGGGAGGAGUCAAAGCUGUACUGAGAAACCAGCCUAAAGUUUACUAAGACCACGCCCACGGCGCCGAGCGAAGGAUGGAAUGGCGUCUAAAGAAGAGGAAGGCGACAGAGUUAGAAAAUGAGAGGACAGAAAGACAUGAAGUAAUCAGGCCCAGGUUCCGGUGUGUUCUAAAAGACAGAACUGUAUGAGUGAAGAGUCCUGCAGAGUCCUCCAUAGUUCCUAAAACAAAGGUUGGUUAUUGUUCUACAGGCUGGACCACGAGGACUUCAGACUUUGGUUUUCUAAAGA
Molecule: messenger RNA, 1091 nt
Organism: Cheilinus undulatus (humphead wrasse)
Lineage: Eukaryota; Metazoa; Chordata; Actinopteri; Labriformes; Labridae
Gene: fgf19
Product: fibroblast growth factor 19
Exons: 3
Coding region: 23-661 (212 amino acids)
Biological process (GO): fibroblast growth factor receptor signaling pathway; regulation of cell migration; positive regulation of gene expression
Cellular component (GO): cytoplasm
Molecular function (GO): growth factor activity; fibroblast growth factor receptor binding
Source: RefSeq, a predicted model, not a curated record